AUUUAAUCAGUCAAAAUGCAGGACCCAAAUGAAGACACAGAGUGGAAUGAUAUCCUGAGGAAAAAAGGGAUUCUUCCUCCCAAAGAGGUACCCAAAGAUGACGAAGAGGAGGAGCUGGCCCUCCAACAGCAGUCUAUCGUUAAAACGUAUGAGGACAUGACGCUGGAAGAACUGGAAGACAACGAAGAUGAGUUUGGUGAAGAAGACGAAGCUGCCAUUGAAUUGUACAGACAGAAGCGGAUUGCAGAGUGGAAGGCGACUCAGGUGAAGAACGUGUUCGGUGAGAUGGUGGAAAUCUCAGGGCAGGAUUACGUCAAGGAGGUCAACAAGGCCGGAGAAGGCAUCUGGGUGGUUCUGCACCUCUACAAACAAGGCAUCCCUCUGUGUACCCUCAUCAACCAGCACCUGGGCGCGUUAGCCAGGAAGUUUCCUCAGACCAAGUUCCUCAAGUCCAUCUCCACCACCUGCAUCCCCAACUACCCAGACCGCAACCUGCCCACCAUCUUCGUCUACUUUGAGGGAGAGAUGAAGGGCCAGUUCAUCGGACCGCUGGUGUUUGGGGGCAUGAACCUAAAAGUUGAUGAGCUGGAAUGGAGGUUAUCAGAGACCGGCGCUAUAAAGACAGACCUGGAAGAAAACCCUAAGAAGCAAAUCGAAGACAAGCUCAUGACGUCGAUCAGAUGUUCGAUGCCUUCAGGAAAGGACAGUGACUCUGAGGACGAGGACUAGUAGUUACUCGAAAACAGAAAUCCCUCUCAUUUGCUACAUUAGAAGAGCUUAUAAAGACCUGACGGUUUGAGCCGGGACAUCAUCUCCUGUGUGUUAUAUUGGUGUUUUGACUGUGAUUCAGAGCUAAUCCUGCUCAAGGGGACUGGUACAGGACCUUCUGUGGGAGAGAAUCAAACCUUGCGGCCGUCUGUACCGUCUGUGGGAAAACAGCCAAACUGUCACUCUUUUUUUAUUUCAAUGAAACUCCAUCCACAAAAGCAUCAGACAAAUUUAAAGUUUUUUAUUAUACAUUUGAUAAUUAUGUCACAAAUAUACGUCUGUUUAAAUCUGUUCAAUUAAAUGUGAGUUCACCUCUCUGCCACAUCAA
This is a messenger RNA of Notolabrus celidotus (New Zealand spotty), 1096 nucleotides long. RefSeq names its product phosducin-like 3 (gene pdcl3). NCBI's taxonomy places the organism in Eukaryota, Metazoa, Chordata, Actinopteri, Labriformes, Labridae. The record is from RefSeq and is a predicted model, not a curated record. Gene Ontology annotation, cellular component: cytoplasm. Gene Ontology annotation, biological process: angiogenesis; positive regulation of gene expression; protein folding.